Microplitis mediator is the source of this 3074-nucleotide messenger RNA. RefSeq names its product TBC1 domain family member 20. Gene Ontology annotation, biological process: endoplasmic reticulum to Golgi vesicle-mediated transport; positive regulation of GTPase activity. Bases 679 to 1893 code for a protein of 404 amino acids. Gene Ontology annotation, molecular function: GTPase activator activity. NCBI's taxonomy places the organism in Eukaryota, Metazoa, Arthropoda, Insecta, Hymenoptera, Braconidae. Gene Ontology annotation, cellular component: endoplasmic reticulum membrane. The transcript has 8 exons. The record is from RefSeq and is a predicted model, not a curated record.
AACACAGUCUAUACAAUGGGUAACGUCAAGCAUUAAAUGUCAUCAGCUAGUAGAAGUAAACAUACGAAGAUAAAUUACAAUUUAUAUUUCCUUAAUCUAAUAGUUUUGAUGGUACUACUUUACUGAAAUAUAUAAAAUCUAUUUAAUAUAACAUGAUAAUGUAGACUUUAUUAAACAUCUGAAUCUCUAAACGUAAGUUGUCAUAUGUAAUUAAUUGACAGUUCAAAUAGUAGCAAAUACUAAAUUUAUAGUAAUGUUCAAAAUCAGGAUUCUUUGGAAUAAAAAACUCCAGAAAGUGUGCAGAAAAAAAAAUUAAGUUCUUGUUGUCAAUGUGCACUAAAGUUCGUUGAAGUUCAAAAUUUAAACAAAAUUGUUGUUGAAUACAUUUUAAUUUAUCACUUUCUUUGAGGAACGUCCAUAAGUCUCAUUAUUAAAUUUAACGAUUCAUGUUAAAAAUUAAUGAUAAUUAAAAUUUUGCAUUGUGGCACUGACAUAAAUUAUUUUCCGAUAAGAGAUAAGGUUCAAAACUACUGACGAACGAAGUAUCGAUAAAAGAUGUCUCAAUUCCUUAACAAGUUAUGAUGUGCACUUGUAAAAAUUUUAAAUUGGCAUGUGGUAUUUUAAUGGUGAUAAUAAAGUCUUAUCAAAAAGAUUACCACAAAUUAAAAUACACUAGCAAUGGAUGAUCAAGAUCAGAAUAUAAAUCGAGUUCCUCUCGUUUCUUUACCGGAUUCAUAUCCAGCAUGGAUAGAUGGUAUACCAAAAAUACCUGAUACUGCUGAGACUAAUUCAUCAGUUGACCUAAACCAUUUAGAGAGACUGAAAAUAGAUGUCAUACGAAACAAUGUUAUCAAGCAAGAUCUGACAUACGGUGAUUUUAAGCGACUUGGAUCUAGCAAACUAGGAUUUGUCACUGAUGAUAUACGAAGGAUAUUAUGGCCAAAGAUAUUAAGAUUAACAGAUAAUGAAUCAAACAAAGUAGGUGAAGAGCUAGACAGUAUUCACACCCUUAUACCAGAUGAAAUAUAUCAACAAAUAUUAAAAGACGUAGCCCGUAGUGGCAGUCACUUACCACAUAAUGCAACUAAGUCUGAAAUAGAUACCUUUCAUAAUGAACUUACAAAGAUUAUUUGCUGGGUACUUCAUAAGCACCCGAAUAUGAACUAUUAUCAAGGUUACAAUGAUGUAGCAGCGACGGUACUAAUCGUUAUGGGCUUAAAACCAGGCUUGCAUGUUCUUGAAAAAAUAUCAAUUGAGUUUUUAGAAAGAUUUAUGGAACAAACUAUGGAAAAAGUUAAUCAAGAAUUAUUUUAUAUAUUUGCUCUCUUAGAAAGAGUGCAUCCAUCUUUAUUGGAACACCUUGAAAACGUAGAAUUAUUUCCACAUUUUGCUUUGGCAGAGUACACAACGUGGUACGCUCAUAAAUAUUCUGAAAAUCGAAGUUUACUGCAUCGGUUGUUCGAUUUCUUUCUUAGUUCUCCAUUAUUAAUGCCUCUGUAUCUUAGUACUAUAAUUGUUGCCCAUAGAGCUAAUGAAAUAUUUAAUACUACACCAGAUAUGGGACAUACGCAUAAAGUGUUAUGUACACUACCAAGUGAUUUGCCUUUUGAAAAUUUGUUAAUAAAUGCCGAAACUUUGUAUCGUGAUUAUCCACCAGUAUCAAUAAUAAAAAAUGUACAUGAUUAUGAUAAAAAACGACGGCGUAAAGAACAAGAAUGGAAACUAAAAGCGGAAGAUAGUAAAAGAAAGUCAGAAAAGCAACGUCAACUUAAAGUGUCAUUACCACAAUCAAGAUUGCCAUAUCAUUUCAAAGGUUAUCGAACUAUUACUGUCGUUACGAUUUUGGCAAUUGGGCUUUAUGCAUUCUUGAAAACAGGUUCUGGAAUUAACUGACAUUAGCUAAUUAUUGCCUUAGUUAUAAAUUAUAAUUUUAUACUUCAAUUUUUAAAUAACCAAAUACUUAUGAAUUAUGUACCCUUCUCCAAAGAUAAUUCCUUAUAGACUAGUCAUGUGACUCCUAGGCUACCUAAACUUCGAUGCUAUGUAGAAUUAAAUUUUUUUUUAAUUUCUAAAAAUCGAAAGAAAUGAAAACAUCAACACUGUGAUGAAAUCAGCGGAUUGGAAAUUUUUUAUUAACAAAAAACUAAAAAAAAAAAUCAAAUCCACUUAUAUUCAAUUAAUUUUUAAACCUAUUAAAUGUAUUAAAAUGCAACAUAUAAAAAAAACAUCACAGAUAAUAUAGAAAAAAAAACAUUUACCCUAGAUGUCUUUAUUUAUUUUAUAAAAUAGUAUAUUUUACACCUAGGGCAGUAAAGUAAGAAAUCUCUUAGAUCUCAUGUAAUUGUUAGGCGAAGCCUAGGUCAACAAGCAUGUGAUCUGAGGCUUUCUUAUUUACUGCCCAAGGUGUCAAUACUAUUUUUCUUCUCAAGGAGGCGGAAAGCGGCAACUUCGUUUCGCACAACAGGACAAAAGUUGACGCUUUUCGCCCGGAGGGGAAAAAUGUUAUUUUUAGAAAAUUAAAUGAAGACAUUUAGGGUAAGUUUUUAUUUUCUAUAUUAUCUGUGAGAUUUGUUUUACAAUACCAGCAAUUUAUAUGUUGCAUUUUAAUGCAGUUAAUAAGUUUGAAAAUUAAUUGAAGAUGAGCGAAAUUGUUUUUUUUUUAGUUUUUUGUUAAUAAAAAAAUUUCCAAUUCACUGAUUUCAUCACAUUUUCGAUUUUUUCAUUUCUUUCGAUUUUUAGAAAUUUAAAAAAAAAUUUAAUUCUACAUAGCAUCGAAUUUUAGGUAGCCUAGGAGUAAAACUGGUCUAUUAUUCAUGCAAUGGAAACGGAAUGAGAUGAUUGCUCUGGAAAAGGAACAUUUAGUGUAGUCCAGCAUUUUGUCUAGGAAAACUUGAUCAUUCCUGCCCUGCUUUUACGUUAUAUAUCAUGUCAUAAUAUGUAAUUAAAUUCUCUGUACAAUUUUUGCAUGUAUUGAAAGUAUAAAUUUGAUAAAAAUGAUCAUAAAAUUGUUAAUUAUAAGAAAUAUAAAAGUGUACAAUUGAAUUAUAAGUCACAAGAAUAAAAAUUAACUAAUU